Hemicordylus capensis (graceful crag lizard) is the source of this 4452-nucleotide messenger RNA. RefSeq names its product claudin 15 (gene CLDN15). The record is from RefSeq and is a predicted model, not a curated record. Gene Ontology annotation, biological process: cell adhesion; bicellular tight junction assembly. Lineage: Eukaryota; Metazoa; Chordata; Lepidosauria; Squamata; Cordylidae. The transcript has 5 exons. Bases 272 to 973 code for a protein of 233 amino acids. Gene Ontology annotation, cellular component: plasma membrane; bicellular tight junction. Gene Ontology annotation, molecular function: structural molecule activity.
CCUCGGGGGGUGGUGGUGGACGGACUUCGGUCCAGGGCCUGACGUCACCAAGGGGGCUGCCCCUGCCUUUACCUACCUGCCGGCCCGCCUGCCCAGCGAUGUCCACACUCCUCACUGCCGGCGAAAUCCCCAAGGGUGGCGCUUGUGGCAGCGGGCGUCGGGGCUGCUGUCGUCUGUCUGGUCGGCUCCCUCCUGCGCCUGCCGAGCCAGCCUCGCGUGCCGUGCCGCCACCCUCCUCCUCCUCCUCCUCCCGGCCAUCACCAUCACCAUCAUGUCUCUUCUCCUGGAGACGGUGGGCUUCUUCCUGGCCACCAUCGGCUGGGGGAUGCUGGCGGUGACGCUCUUCAACAGCUACUGGAGGGUCUCCACCGUCUCGGGCAACGUCAUCACCACCUCCACCAUCUUCGAGAACCUCUGGCAGAGCUGCGCCACCGACUCCACCGGCGUCUACAACUGCUGGGAGUUCCAGUCCUUGUUGGAGCUGCCAGGCUACCUACAGGCUUCCCGGGCCCUCAUGAUCAGUGCUUUGGUGCUGGGCUUCUUGGGGAUCCUGUGUGGCAUGCUGGGACUCCAGUGCACCAAAGUGGCUGAAGAGAACCCCAAUGUGAAGGCAAAGAUGGCUGUCGUUGCGGGUUGCCUGUUCGUCUUGGCGGGGAUCUGUGGGAUGGUGACGCUCUCCUGGUAUGCCUCCAACAUUACCCGUGAUUUCUUCAACCCACUCUUUGUUGGCACUAAGUAUGAAAUUGGACCUGCCCUCUACCUGGGCUGGAGUGCAUCUCUGCUGGUGAUCAUCGGAGGAGGGUGCCUGUUCUCCUCGUGUAAGACACACUCGUCACUGCAAGACACGGGUUACCCUUUUCCGUACAAGACCCCCAAGGGUGCCACAUCGGCUCCCGCCACUUCGCCUCCCCGGCCCCGCAUAGACUCGAAUGCCAGCAGCGUCGGAAAGUAUGGGAAGAAUGCUUACGUGUAGGGACUCCUAGUGGGGUGACACCCCGCAAAAGACAUUUUCGGAUGCCAAAGGCUUUUGCAGAGAUGGCACUUCAUGGGGGAGGAUUCUCUUCUUAGCGACUCCCCAUUUGGACUUUUCUUGAAGCCCUGAUGAUGCUACCAGCUGGAUAGAAGCCUCAAGUUCACAUUUCUGAGUCAGGCAAGACCCUGGACACUGAAGAUGCUGCACGAAUGAGGUUCUCUGUUGCAGGGGAGAACUGUCUUGAGUAUAAUGGCAUUGCCCUCCUCCUCGUCAUGGAACUGACCUGCUGAUAGUUGCAAGACGUGUGAUCAGCAGACCUCAACUUCUAAAUUGAGAGAUGGCAGGAAGGACUCUGACUUCAGAGGAAGUCACGUUCUCUGGAAGCCCAUCCCCUGAAAUCUAGACGCCUGAGGUUUCCUGAUGGUUAAGGGAAAGCGUUUUUAACGUGCUGAGAGGAAACAGCGUUAUUCUUCGCAUUUGCUUCUCUCCCUCCAACGAGUUCAGCAGGAAAGAUUUGUCUCAUUUGAUUCUUGCAACAUCCUGGCCGACAACCAAAUGCUGUAUUUGUGCGACGAAUAGUUGUGUCACUGCAGGACAAUUGUGUCCCUGUGUUAACCCAUGUGGGUUUUCAGAUCUCUCUGAGGACCAUGGGCACUCGUGUGCAAAAGUUCCCCACAAAAAAUAGAUGUGCUAGUGAUUGCAUACCUUGUUGAGUAAUGGCACACUUUUUUGUGCUAGCCUGGAAUGAAAGUUCCAGACGUAGCACAAGAGUGUUGUGCUAUCACAAUGUCCGUGUGAAAGCACAGCAUUAGGAUGUCAGCCCAUGUGAGGCAGUUUAGGCAGAAAGGGAGUGACUGGUACAGUUGCCAACUCUGGCUGAAGGAAUUUCUGGAAAUUCUCUCUCACCCCCGACCAGCAAUUUUCCCAACACCAAGCCAUGAAAAUCUCUAAGAUUGUUUUCAACAGUCAGGUGGAGAUUGAUGCAGAUUCUUGGAAAUUCUGGGCCGAUCCUGGAAAGUUAAUUAAUUAGCCUUCACUCCAAGGUUAAUUAACUCUAAUUAAAAUCCCAGUUCCACAAUUUUGUGUACCCUAGCGAUCUGCACAGAUUUCACUCAAAUCAAUUCAAAUUCGAAUCUAAUUCAAAUCUAUUUGCACAUUUAAUAGAGUGGAGACUCGCUCGGAUUGAUUUGAAUUCACCCAAAAUCAAACGGGUCGAUUUUUACCAUAUUCGAUUCAACUUUGAACGAAUUCAUGGAGAGAAAUUCAUGCACAUCCCUAGAGUACUCCUAAUUGGUUAUUCGCUUCUGUUCAUGUACCCAAUCCAUGCUUUCCCCCUAUACAUCAGCUAUGUGUGACCUGUGGCUUCUUGUUUUUCCACAUACAUAUGGAAAUCCCCCCUUUUCCUGAGUGCAAUUACUGGUCUGCUAAUGUUGACACAGCUUAAACUGGGAAAUGCUUAUCAGUAAUACUGACAGGAAGAAAGGGCAUAGCUGGGCCUCUAAUUCCUUUUGCAGCCUGAAACUUUCGUCAAGCCAAGCUAAUUUUUAUCAAUACUUAUUAAUACUAUUGCAGAACGUUGCCCCUUAUCACUAAGUUCUACAUUGGCAACCCAAGUUCUUCCCCAGUGAGCGGGGAUUUCAACCCAAUUAGGGCCUCUGUUCAGAGCCGAGCCGUUAACAUUGAUCAAAGUGAGUAAAAAGAAUUCCCCUAACCUUGAAUUUUGCUUGCAAAAAUUCAGAAUGGGAUUCUUCUGAUUUUAAGAGAUUUUCAGAUAAAAGAGGCACAUCAGCAUGAUUUUAGCAAGCUUAUUGUCUUAAAUGUCAUCAAGAUGACUUAAGAUGUAGCUCUUAAAAAAAGAAUUCUCACAAUGUCAGAUUUCAAAAACCAGAUCUGAAGACUCCAAUGUGCAAAGACAAAUCCAGACUUUCAGAUUACUGCAAAGUUCUGUUUUGGAGCCAGUUGUGAACUGUUCUGGGGCACCGUACUCCAGUUCUGGUUAGCAGCCUUGGAGUCAAGUACAUAGGAACAUAGGAGGCUGCUGCAUCAGACCCAUUGAUUAAUCUAACUCAGUAUUGUCUAGACAGACAAUACUCAGCCCUGUCUUGGAGAUGCUGCCAGGGAGGGAACUUGGAACCUUCUGCUCUUCCCAGAGUGGCCCCAUCCCCUAAAGGGAAUCUCUUCCAGUGCUCACACAUGUAGUCUCCCAUUCAUAUGCAAACCAGGGCAGACCCUGCUUAGCAAAGGGGACAAUUCUUGCUACCAUCAGACCAGGAGGGCACACGCCCACUACCGCCUAGUGUUGCAAGGGCAGCCCUUUAGAAAAGGCUCUAAUUGUGCAGUUGUUAAUUACUUUUAUAUAGUGUGUGUAUAUAUUUUAUCAACUGCACAAGGGAGACCGAUUCAGAUGUUCCACCUCCAUGUGACUAUGGUGGGGGUGGGAAGUAGUGGUACAUCCCCACUCCUCUUUGUGAGAUGAUAGGGGGGGCUUUGGUGUCUGACCUGGCCCCUAGAGGAGUUUGCUUCUUGUCUCCCCGUGAUGAUGAUCAGCCAGACUGUAAAAGUCUAGAGCAGGGAUUCCUAGCCUUGGGUCUCCAGGUGUUGUUGGACUACAACUCCCAUCAUCCCCAGCCACAAUGGCCAAAGGAAUAGGGGCUCCCAACCGUGGGUCCUCAGAUGGUGGACUACAACUCCCAUCAUCCCCAGCCACAAUGGGUGAAGAAGAGGUUGCCAACCUUUCAGAGUUGGGGGUUCCCAACCUGGGGGCCCACCAGAUGGCGUUAGACUAUGCACUGCAGCUGGGGAUGAUGGGAGUUGUAGUCCAACACCAUCCAAGGGUGGGAAUCCUUGGAUGAGUGUCCUGACGCAGCAUAAAGUAGCUUUCUCUCUUCUGAUGCUCAGCCAUGUGCUGCUUUGAUCACUCUUUUAAGGGUUGUGGCGAUUGUGGACCCAUCAUGGUAGGCGGUGGGGUCCUUAGGUCACACAGACCUGCUGCCCUUGCCCAAGAGGCAGGAUGGUUGGCUUGCAGUUCUGUCCGAAGGACUAUGCGAGUCUCCCUCCAUACCAGGGGAAAAAAAACACUACAGCACAGCAACUGCCACACUACAAGAUUGGCCUCUCGAGAGCCGACCCCGGCUGCUGAACUCUUUCUCAAGGGCUACUUCUGACAAUCAUGUAUGAAGGAGGGGAACUCGGCCUCCAGCGCUGGCUCUGUACAGAAAGUUCAACAGCACCCCUUCUCUUGGGGCUAAGUAUUACUCGAAGACACUCAGCAUGGGAACACCGCGGAACUUGGCCUCGGCCCAGCGCCCAAAGGGAGGGGCUGGGCAAGAGAAUCUGAACUGUGCGAGGACUUGUGAGCCAAAAACCUCUGUUCAUGUAAUGCUGAGGGGCCACACUCAAGGAUUUCUUUUUUUUUAACAAGGACUUGCUUGGGUAUUUCAAAUUGUUUUCUACGAAAAUAAACAUUGUUUUAAAUGUCA